This is a messenger RNA of Glarea lozoyensis ATCC 20868, 1032 nucleotides long. RefSeq lists its product as uncharacterized. Bases 1 to 1032 code for a protein of 343 amino acids. The record is from RefSeq and is a predicted model, not a curated record. Lineage: Eukaryota; Fungi; Ascomycota; Leotiomycetes; Helotiales; Helotiaceae. The transcript is spliced from 2 exons.
AUGCAUUCCUUAACAUUUCUUCCUUUCCUUACCGCAGGUGUCAUUGCAUCACUAGGCGCAACUUCAGAUAAUUACCGGGACUACGAGUGGAGCUACCACCCAGAUCCCACAGCUGAUGAAUACCUUGACCAUGGCUCUAAAGUACCAUCAGUCGCAGCAGCUGUUACCAAGGUGGUUGAAGAGUCAAGCUAUGUGGUCAAGCUUGAUUGUUUAGGAUGUCCUUUCCGUGUCAGGGCUCUUGAGGGAGAAUACUUCAUGGGUGAGCCGGACAAUUCGUUGUUGUUGAACUUCACUAUCGGAGAAGACAGACACUCCUUGGAGCUGAACAAUAAGCGAAUCCUCCCUCUCGAGAUCCCAACCAAAGUCUUCGCCUUCCAGACUCCUGCCAAUCUGACCUCGGAUGUUUUGGGCUUGAUGGUCAAUAUGCAGAUGCUAGAUGAGAGUUUCAACGUAGGAACCAAAUACGGUCGAUUCGAACUCAGCUACGAACAUAUCGCUACGCUAGCCGAGCCUAGAGUUGAGGUCCUCCGCUUCGACGUCACAAACAUCGAUAUCACUAGCUCGACCAACCCAGGAACUUAUGAGCUUAGCAAAGCAGGACAAAAGGCUGUAGAGAUCAAGAUCUCGCAAGAUUCAUGGGAGGAGGGCUUGAAAAUCCAGAGUGUUGAACUCGUUGAUCGCGACCAGGCUAUUCCUCAUGGAAAGAUGGCUUGUGGCAAGGACGCACCAAUUAGCGACGUCAAGUUCCGUUCCACGGAAUGGGAUUACUAUGGACAGCAAGGUACCUUCGCGCGAAGCUUCUGGGUUGUCUGGGAUGAGAGCUUGGAGUUCUUCAUUGGAAGUAUUCCUUUGAUGGUUGUGUUGACUACGUUUGCAGGUGCUCUCGCGCUUGUUAGACGUAGGCAAUUAAUGCAGAUGGAGCUGGCUAAAACUCAAAAUGAGUUCUAUAUGGUUGAUGAGGAGGAAGGGCUUUUGGAGGAGGUCGAUGAGGAGAAGGAGGGUGAGUUUAAUGUCAAGCACAGCGAUGUUUAA